This is a messenger RNA of Giardia duodenalis, 507 nucleotides long. RefSeq lists its product as uncharacterized. NCBI's taxonomy places the organism in Eukaryota, Fornicata, Diplomonadida, Hexamitidae. Bases 1 to 507 code for a protein of 168 amino acids. The record is from RefSeq and is a predicted model, not a curated record. The transcript has a single exon.
AUGACACUUUUCUUGUUCCGCCUUCUCUCUGGGUUGCUCAGUCUCUUCUAUAGCUUUCUGGUAAUCAAGGUUACCCGCGAUAACGGUGUCAGUGCCCUUAAUUACUUUUGCACAUCGACCUGGGUUAUGUUAUCUCUAUUCUUCUUCCUACUCGCUGCAGCACCAGAGACAGCCCGUAUCAGAAGGUUCAUCACAACACUUUCCCUACAGUGCCUCGGCUCGUCAUCUGCCAUGUCCGUCGGGGUUCUAUUUUACUGGCCAGAUAGAUUUGCAAAUCCAGAACAUAUUAUAGCACAUUAUUUACCCACAAUCUUGGUCGCAUCAAUCGCUCGCAGAAGUAGGAUUAUGUUACGACCGUUCCAGGUCUUUACGAUAUCGAAUACAUGGCCUAUCCUAUACUUACUUUCCACAAACGAUACGUCGGAAGUGUAUGGUCUGGAGUUCCCUAAUAAAACCUACACGGUUCCGGUUGCUCUACUGCUCCCUGUGCUUAUCGUUUGCUGCUGA